Molecule: messenger RNA, 2447 nt
Organism: Andrographis paniculata
Lineage: Eukaryota; Viridiplantae; Streptophyta; Magnoliopsida; Lamiales; Acanthaceae
Product: calmodulin-binding protein 60 D-like
Exons: 8
Coding region: 246-2111 (621 amino acids)
Biological process (GO): regulation of salicylic acid biosynthetic process
Cellular component (GO): nucleus
Molecular function (GO): DNA-binding transcription factor activity; calmodulin binding; sequence-specific DNA binding
Source: RefSeq, a predicted model, not a curated record
UGAAAAAAGGCAAUCAGAAAUUUCGCAGAUGGCUUAAACGAAGCUUCUUGGUAGUCUCUUAUCUCUUUCCCGGCAAUUCCAACUUAUUUGUUUUCCCGCUUUUCUAUCCUUUUUAUUCGCUGCCGGAAUCUUUCCCAUGUUUGCUAAAGUCGACGAUAGUUUGAUUGAGGAAACUUUGCAACUUGCGAGGUGCUGAAUGAAGUGGCAUUUAUUUAUUGGCAGAAAUUAGGAAAAGUUAGGGGAAGAUGCAGACAGGGUAUGUGGAAAGAGCGAAUAGAAUGGCGGCGAGGGAGAAGCGUGGUUUGGAUUCGAAUAGUAGCCAGGAAGGUCAGCCUGAGAGGAAACGCCCUGCUCUUGCCAGUGUUAUUGUCGAGGCUUUGAAGGUGGACAACCUGCAGAAAAUGUGCUCUUCACUGGAACCAAUUCUUCGGCGAGUUGUAAGUGAGGAAGUGGAGCGUGCCUUGGCAAAAUUGGGAUCUGCAAGAUCAAAUGACAGGAUAUCCCCACAAAGAAUUGAAGGUCCUGAUGGGAGAAAUUUGCAGCUACAUUUCAGAUCCAAGCUGUCUCUACCUCUUUUUACUGGAGGAAAGCUAGAGGGAGAUCAGGGUGCGCCAAUCCACAUUGCGCUGCUUGAUGCAAACACAGGCCAAGUUGUAACAUCAGGACCUGAAUCCUCAGUAAAAUUAGAUGUUGUUGUGCUUGAAGGUGAUUUCAACAACGAGGAUCGUGAUGGCUGGAGUCAAGAAGAGUUCGAGUCAAAUAUAGUGAGAGAGAGAGAAGGGAAAAGGCCACUUCUUGCUGGGGACUUGCAGGUUGCUUUAAAUGGAGGUGUUGGAACUUUAGGAGAGCUGAUGUUCACUGACAACUCUAGUUGGAUUAGGAGUCGAAAGUUCAGACUUGGCCUGAAAGUGUCAAGUAAUUAUGAACGUUCUAGAAUUCGUGAAGCAAAAACAGAAGCCUUCACAGUCAGGGAUCACAGAGGAGAAUUAUAUAAGAAGCAUUACCCCCCUGCACUUGACGAUGAAGUUUGGAGGUUAGAAAAGAUUGGGAAAGACGGUUCAUUUCAUAAGCGGCUUAAUCAAGCUGGAAUAAAUACCGUAGAAGACUUCUUGCGAUAUGUUAUUAGAGAUCCACAAGAACUUAGAAAGAUACUGGGAAGUGGAAUGUCGAAUAAGAUGUGGGACAUUCUCGUAGAGCACUCCAAGACUUGUGCAUUGGGUGGGAAUGUAUAUGUCUACUAUCCCGAUGAGCCGAGUAAUGUGGGGGUUGUAUUUAACAGAAUCUGUCAAUUGAGCGGCUUGAUUAUGGAUGGACAGUAUCACGCAGUGGAUUCAAUUUCUGAGAGCCAGAAGGUCUAUGUGGACACAUUGGUAAAGAAGGCUUAUGACAACUGGACUCAUGUGAUAGAAUAUGAUGGCAGAUCACUGAUGGGCUUUGAUCAAAACAAAACCACAGAGACACAAGAUCAGCUAGUUUCUCUUGAUCAACUCAGUUUAUCUAGCUUCCCUAUUACAAUGCCAAAUCAUCCUCCUAUGAACCAAGGUUUUAACAUUGGAGGUUACAAUGACAAUAUUGGAGGUGAAUAUCCCACACAAUGUCAGGACAUGAAUCUAAGUGUUGCUAUAGGAUUGAACGACUACGAUCCAACUCCCCCACAGGAUCAGCUCAUCCAUCAUGAACGACAACCUCUACCAUCCGAAAGUGAAAACUUGCUAGCUCUCGGUCGUCCAGUCUCAGCCAUGUCCGGCUUCCACAUUGGCAGCGCAUCUAACCUUGCGCCAUAUAGGGCGUAUGAACACAUUCCUGAGGAUGAAAUUCGUGUAAGAAGUCAUGAGAUGCUUGAAACUGAAGAUAUGCAGCAUCUGUUACGUAUGUUUAGUAUGGGACGCUAUGGCCAGUCUUCAUUUAAUGAUAAUGGGAGUAACUAUGCCUACUCGGUAUGCACCCCUACGAUGCAUACCAACUUUGGACUCGAAGAUGACCACACACGUCCUUCUGCGAAAGCUGUCGUCGGGUGGCUCAAACUGAAAGCAGCUCUCAGGUGGGGUAUUUUCAUCAGGAAACAAGCUGCGGAGAGGAGAGCACAAAUUGUAGAACUGGAUGACUUCUAGGUAUGAUGCACCUUUUUAAUCUUUUUCCAUGAUGCACCACAGCAAAAUACAGUGUAUCAUAUAUUAUGUGUGUGUGUAUGUGUAUAUAAAUAUAUAAGUUAAAGGUUAAUGGAAUUCUCUACAUAAUUUUUUAUGAAUUCUUACAGAAAUAUAUAGUUAUGGAAUGAUCAAUUCCUAUGGAAAAUCAAUGUAUCCUGGUUAGGAGAUUAUUAUGUAUAAAUAGGGGUGCCUUACUUACUGGCAUAGAUACUACAGCAAGGAAUUCAUGUAGAGAGAGUUUUCUUUGUGUGUUAUUGUCUGUUUGUUUUAAAUUGCAGUCGGAACAAUUGAGCAACA